Molecule: messenger RNA, 2003 nt
Organism: Coccidioides immitis RS
Lineage: Eukaryota; Fungi; Ascomycota; Eurotiomycetes; Onygenales; Onygenaceae
Product: pre-RNA splicing factor Srp2, variant
Exons: 6
Coding region: 232-1431 (399 amino acids)
Cellular component (GO): ribonucleoprotein complex; cytoplasm; nucleus
Molecular function (GO): mRNA binding
Source: RefSeq, a predicted model, not a curated record
CGCGAGCCGUCCAGGAUCACACCGACUCUACAUUCCAUCCCAGGAGGAGCAGUCUCUUAAAAAGUCGAGAAGAAUCCUCCGUAUUCGAGUUGGACUCGAGUAUUUGGAAGAGGCCUCCAUCAUAUCCUUUGUCCGUCCAAAAACCAAACGUCCUUAAUCAGGAUUAAUAAAUAUCGCCCACAAUGAGUGAGGUCUCGUCAACGCGCCUCUAUCUCGGCAAUCUGCCCCGAAAUGGUAUGCUGGUUCUACAUCUUACUUCUUCUCGCCCUCUCUGGUACAGAUGAUAUGGUCCUUGUUACCCCACACAUAACACACAACGCACAUACACACUCUUCCUCUCUCAUGUACCGGAUAUCUGGAUCUACUUCCUUUCCCGGGGAAGCGGGAUGGAAGGGACAGAGGCAUAGGAAAUUGGAAUGCGAAAUUGCAAAUAAGCGGCCUGUUCAGAUCUCUUUCAAUUCAUUUCCAGACAAAUUCUCAUGGACCUGGCUUGACCAUCUUGGAUUUUCGUUUGGCCGCGAGAGGCUGACGCAAAAUGGGCAUGGCUUUUUUGCCUGGACUCUGUUGUUUCCAGUCACCAAACAGGACGUCGAAGAACACUUCAACCAGCACGGAUCCGGAAAAAUCACGGAUAUCAAGCUUAUGAGUGGUUUUGGUUUCAUUGAAUACGAGGAUGCUUUGGACGCACGGGAUGUCGUUCCUGCUUACCAUGGAACGGACUUCAAGGGCUCAAGACUCACGGUCCAGUUUGCACGUGGCCCACGGCACAAAGAAACAUUCUCGGGACCCUCUGAUCGCUCCAAUGCUCCACGUCCACGUCGUACACCUUACCGUAUGCAGAUUUCUGGACUUCCAGAGACGAGUUGGCAGGAUCUUAAAGAUUUCGCCAGACAGUCUGGCCUUGACGUUGUCUACUCGGAAACACUCCGUGACCAUGAAGGACGAGGGUUUGUCGAAUUUGAGACUGGAGCCGACCUCAAGACUGCUAUCGAGAAACUGGACGGACGUGAAUUCAAAGGCUCCCGUGUGACUUGCACCCAGGACAUCCAAGCUCCCGAUGACCGCCCAGUUCGUGAUCCUUAUCGUUCUCGCUCCCCCGUGCGUCGUGGUGGCUAUCCUCCCAUGGAUGAUUACGACAGGCGUCCCCCACGUGGCUACAGUCCUCGUGGGCACUAUCGCGAGCGAUCUCCUCCACCUAUGCGUCGCGAUUACUAUGAUCGCGACGGGUAUGGUCGCCGCACGCCGCCACCACGUUCUCGUAUGGAUGAUUAUCCGCCCCCUCGCCGGCCAUAUGAUGACCCUUAUGACUUCCGCCCCCCUCCACCACGUCAUUAUGAUGACCCAUACAUGCAAGGCAGAUAUGGACGGCGACCUUUGAGUCCUCCACCUAGAGGAGACUAUGGAGGCUAUGAUCGUCGCGGUUACUGGUAGAUAUCCCUCUUCUACCCAUUGCUCCAAAAAUAAAGCCCUACCUGUCAUCCCUGCUUUCUCCUGGCAGUUUUGCAUCCGAUAGAAUUCCCGCGUCCGGGCCCUGAUAUCUAUUACAUUAGAACGAACACGUUUCCAGCCGUCACUGCCUCUCCUUGCCUUUUACAGGAAGAACCCCCAGAUUUCCAGCAGUGAAGGCUGUGUUAGAUUCAGAUCCUAUUAUUUACGACAUAUCCAUGCAUGUUCGCUUUAUGAUUGUUUCUUGAACAUACACCCCGGAUCGACGCUAUACAACGAAACUGCUCUUUUGUGAAGUCCGAAGAAAGCGAUCUAUCUGGUGCAAAUUACGUAUGUAACUUUCUUCCUUUUGCUGUUUGACGCACAGAAUACCUUUCUGUUGUGUGUUUUAUGACUGAUUUAUGCGCCGUCUUUUCUGUCUCUCUUUUGAUGGUUUGUUCUUUGAGUAAUGAAUUUGGAGGAAAUUGUUGCUGUUAUGCUUUAUGUACUAGCUAGCGGGAAUUAAAAAACAGAAAGCAUAAUAUCUCCCUUAUAAAUAACAGUUACGUGUCUGCAUA